Eremothecium sinecaudum is the source of this 1626-nucleotide messenger RNA. RefSeq names its product ribosome-associated complex protein SSZ1 (gene SSZ1). The coding region runs from base 1 to 1626 and encodes 541 amino acids. The transcript has a single exon. Gene Ontology annotation, cellular component: nucleus; cytosol. NCBI's taxonomy places the organism in Eukaryota, Fungi, Ascomycota, Saccharomycetes, Saccharomycetales, Saccharomycetaceae. Gene Ontology annotation, biological process: protein folding. Gene Ontology annotation, molecular function: ATP-dependent protein folding chaperone; ATP binding. The record is from RefSeq and is a predicted model, not a curated record.
AUGAUGUCCUCUCCAAUUAUUGGUAUCGCAAUUGGUAAUACAACCUCUUCUAUCGCUUACAUUAACCCUAAGAAGGAUGUUGAUGUUAUUGCUAACCAAGAUGGUGAACGUUCUAUCCCCUCAUGUCUUUCAUAUGUUGGUAACGAUGAGUACCACGGUGGCCAAGCAUUGCAACAGUUGAUAAGAAACCCAACUAACACCAUUGUGAACUUCCGUGACUUCAUUGGAUUGUCAUACAGUGAAUGUGAUGUUUCGAGAUGCACUAUCGGUGCUCCAGUUGUUGAAAUUGAUGGCAAGGCUGGAUUCGUUAUUUCCAGAGGUCAAGGCAAGGAAGAGAGAAUUACUGUCGAUGAAGUUGUUUUCAGACAUUUGAAGAACUUGAAGGAGGCUGCUGAGGAUUACAUUGGUCAAAAGGUUGAACAAACUGUUCUUACAGUUCCUACCAAUUUCUCUGAGGUACAAAAGAACGCUUUGAAGGAAGCUGCAUCUAAGGCAGGUUUGGAAAUUAUCCAGUUUAUCAACGAGCCAUCUGCCGCUCUUCUAGCGCACAUUGAGCAGUUCCCAUUUGACAAGGACGUAAAUGUUGUUGUUGCUGACUUUGGAGCUGUUCGCUCUGAUGCCGCAGUAAUUGCUGUUCGUAACGGUAUCUACACUUUAUUAUCUACCGUGCACGACCCUAAGUUGGGUGGUAACCUCUUGGAUGAUGAAUUGAUUGAGUUUUUCGCCAAGGAUUUCGAGAGCAAGUACAAGGCUAACCCAAGAAAGAAUGCUAAGUCUAUGGCAAAGUUGAGAGCUAAUGCUCAGUUGACCAAGAAAACGCUCUCCAAUGCUACCUCAGCUACUAUCUCCAUCGAUUCUCUUGCCGAUGGCUACGACUACCACACCUCUAUCAACAGAAUGAGAUACGAGUUGGUUGUUGGGAAAAUUCUUUCAAAAUUCUCCCAAUUCAUCGAGCAGGUCAUCGAAAAGGCUAAUAUGACAGUCUUCGACGUUGAUGCGGUGUUGUUGGUUGGUGGUGUUUCUUUCACUCCAAAAUUGACUUCUAAUUUGGAGUUUUUAUUCCCGGAAUCUGUCGAGAUCCUAGGCCCUCAACACAAGCAAACCUCCAACAAUCCAAACGAGUUAACUGCUUCUGGUGCCGCUCUACAGGCACAAUUGCUCUCUAACUACGACGCCGAGGAAAUAGCACAGGCCUUGCAACCAAUAGUCAUCAAUACCCAGCACAUUUCCAAGAACAUCGGUCUGUUGGACGCUGAGGGCAAGUUUGUUCCUAUCUUGCUUGCUGAAACCUCUUACCCAGUCAAAAGAACGGUCACUCUUGAAAAUGCUACUGGUGAUCUAUUGCUAGGUGUUUACGAGGGUGUUAGUCACAUCAAGGAAACCGUCAUUGAACCUACUCCAAAGGAAGAGGGAGAGGGUGAUGACAAUGAAUCUGACUGGAGCGACGAGGACGACGAACCAGAAGUCAUUAAGGAAAAGGAAUAUGUCCCAGAAACCAAAUUAAUGGAGCUUGGCAUCAAGAACGUCCAAGGUUUGGAAGUUUCGUUUGACAUUAACAGAGAGGGCGCCCUAACUGUAGUUGCCAGAAGUUUAAAGUCCGGCGAAGUUGUUAAGGGAACCUUGUAA